Messenger RNA from Acanthocheilonema viteae, 1275 nucleotides. The record is from the annotation of a GenBank genome assembly. Lineage: Eukaryota; Metazoa; Nematoda; Chromadorea; Rhabditida; Onchocercidae.
AUGGCACAUGACGGUUUCGGGAUGCAUCGAAAUACUUCUGAAUUGUUUCGUAACCAAAGAUUUCUUUUUACUUCGGAAUCGGUAAGCGAAGGUCAUCCGGACAAAAUGUGCGAUAUGAUAUCGGACGCCGUUUUGGAUGCCCAUCUUGCGCAGGAUCCAAACGCAAAAGUUGCCUGCGAAACGGUAGCCAAAACGGACAUGUUGAUGCUGUGUGGGGAAAUUACAUCUAAUGCAAAUGUUGAUUAUUAUCAAAUCGUUAGGGAUACAGUGCAACAAAUAGGAUUCGACGAUUCCUGCAAGGGUUUUGAUUAUAAAACAUGUAAUGUGAUAAUUGCAUUAGAACAGCAAGCACCUGAAAUAGCAGCUGGUGUGCAUUUGAAUCGAAAAAUGGAAGAAAUUGGUGCUGGAGAUCAGGGACUAAUGUUCGGUUAUGCAACGGAUGAAACAGAGGAGCGCAUGCCACUAUCUUUGUUACUAGCCCAUAAAUUGCUAGCACGACUUCAUGAGCUGCGAAGAAAUGGUACUCUUGAAUGGGCUUUACCUGACUCCAAAUCGCAGGUAACAGUGGAGUACAAAUUUGCAUGUGGAGCAUGUAUACCAAUUCGAGUUCAUACAAUUGUCAUAUCUGCGCAGCACAAAGCUAACGCUUCGUUGGAAAAAAUUCGGACUGAUCUAAUCAAGCAUGUGAUAAAUGAAAUAGUCCCACAACAUUUCAUGGAUACGGCUACAAAGUUCUAUUUAAAUCCAUGUGGUAACUUUACAAUUGGUGGACCUCGAAGCGAUGCUGGCCUAACUGGUCGUAAAAUAAUUGUGGACACGUACGGUGGUUGGGGCGCUCAUGGUGGUGGUGCGUUUUCUGGUAAAGAUCCAACAAAGGUGGACCGUUCGGCAGCUUAUGGUGCCCGAUGGGUUGCCAAAUCACUUGUGGAUGCUGGUAUUUGCAGGCGUUGCUUGAUUCAGGUGUCGUAUGCGAUUGGUAUCGCAGAGCCACUCUCGAUAACAGUUGUCGACUAUGGAACAAGCAAUUUGACGGAAGAUGAAUUGCUAACAAUUGUGAAUGACAAUUUUGAUCUUCGACCGGGCAUCAUCAUUCGUGAGCUGGAUUUAUUAAAACCUAUCUACAAGGAAACAGCACGCAAUGGACAUUUUGGGAAAUCACUAUUUGCUUGGGAAAAAUCAAAGAAGCUGACAAUUCGACCGGAAUUUAUGGAAAAAUUACGAAGUUCGGAAUUAUCGAACGGAGAUGUGACACGCAAUGGUUUUAAUGUUGCUUAA